Salvia splendens (bonfire salvia) is the source of this 609-nucleotide messenger RNA. RefSeq names its product cysteine-rich PDZ-binding protein. Gene Ontology annotation, biological process: cytoplasmic microtubule organization. Gene Ontology annotation, molecular function: microtubule binding. NCBI's taxonomy places the organism in Eukaryota, Viridiplantae, Streptophyta, Magnoliopsida, Lamiales, Lamiaceae. The transcript has 4 exons. The record is from RefSeq and is a predicted model, not a curated record. Bases 125 to 415 code for a protein of 96 amino acids.
GAUCGACAUAACAUACUCCAUAUUAAUUUAAUUUACUUCCCUAAUUGAAGGAAAAAAAACAAAAUUCUCUCCCGAAUUGAAAUUUGAUUGCUUCCGGCAACAGGAAAAACGAUCCAACCGCGCUAUGGUCUGCGAAAAGUGCGAGAAGAAGCUAGGGAAGGUGAUCGUGCCCGACAAGUGGAAGGACGGGGCCCACAACACCACCGAAGGCGGCGGCCGUAAGAUCAACGAGAACAAGCUCCUCUCCAAGAAAAAUAGAUGGGCGCCUUAUGGACAAUCAAAGUGUACCAUAUGCAAGCAGCAAGUUCACCAGAAUGGAAAGUAUUGCCAUACAUGCGCGUACAGUAAAGGAGUGUGUGCGAUGUGUGGAAAACAAGUGCUCGACACCAAGCUCUACAAGCAGAGUAAUGUAUGAUGUAUCUGUAGCCAGGUUUCACUCGAACACAUCAAUAUGUCGUUAUCUUCUGCUUCUUGUGAGAAUGUGUCGAUGAUACUAUAUUUGGAUAGUAUCGCGGUGACUGGAAUACUUGAAGAAUAUGUGCUGCUUGUUGAACAUUGCUGCCUCCAUCUUGGAUUACCAAUUCAAUUUAUAUAAAAUCAUCUUUAGUA